Messenger RNA from Bicyclus anynana (squinting bush brown), 1354 nucleotides. Its product is annotated as aminoacylase-1A-like. The coding region runs from base 45 to 1301 and encodes 418 amino acids. Gene Ontology annotation, molecular function: aminoacylase activity. The record is from RefSeq and is a predicted model, not a curated record. Gene Ontology annotation, cellular component: cytoplasm. Lineage: Eukaryota; Metazoa; Arthropoda; Insecta; Lepidoptera; Nymphalidae. Gene Ontology annotation, biological process: amino acid metabolic process. The transcript has 9 exons.
ACAUUAUUAUCUCUUGUGCUGUUAAGAACUGUGCUACGCGUAGAAUGUUGUUUUACUUCGCGUUCUUAGUUUUAAUUAAUUUAUGCGUUUCCAGUACUAUUCCAGGGGUCCAAAAUGACCCAGCGGUUAAAAGGUUACAGGAGUACCUUCAGAUAGAUACUAGCGAUCCAGAAAACAUCGAUAAUUCCGAAAAGGCAGUAAAUUUUUGGAGACGCCAAGCGGCUGAACUAAAUUUGUCGUUCACUGUGCAUCGACCAGGCGGACUGCCGAUAUGCGUCCUCACUCUAAUCGGGAGCAAACCCGAGCUGCCAAGUAUAAUGUUAAAUUCGCAUUCAGAUGUCGUCCCCGUAGAUGAUGAACUAUGGAAGUACCCUCCAUUUUCGGCUCAUAUUGACGAGGAGGGUAAUUUAUUCGGCCGAGGAGUACAAGACUGUAAGUCCAAUGGUGUUCAAUACUUGGAGGCUAUCAGAAAGCUUAUGGAGAAAAAUAUCACUUUGGAAAGAACUGUGCAUGUGACAGUAAUGCCAGAUGAAGAAACCGGAGGUUCUAAAGGGAUGGUACCAUUUGCCAAGACAAAGGAAUUUCAGGCUUUGAACGUUGGGUUCGCUUUGGACGAAGGAAUGCCGUCAUCGAGCGACGUAUUGUACGCACUGUACGUCGACAAGAGACCCUGGCAAAUGAAGUUUGAGAUCCAAGGUGGAGGUGGUCACGGAUCAUUUUUGAAAACUGGAAGUGUUAUUGAGCAGGUCCAAACACUGAUAAACACAGCACAGGCUUAUAGAGAUCACCAAUCGCAGAAAAUGAAGUCGAAAGCUGCAACCGAUUUUGGGGGUUACACCAGUCUCAACAUUAACAUGAUAAAAGGUGGCAUUGCUGGCAACGUAAUCCCUAGUCGAAUGACGGUAGUAAUAGAUGUAAGGUUGUCAGUUAAAGAGGAAGUUUCUGAAUUUCAGUCUGUGAUAGAUUCUUGGAUGUCAAAACUCGGCAAAAAUACACGUUUGGAGUAUGUAAGACGAAUGACAUCGUCAACAUCAACUGCAGUCGACGACACCAACAAAUAUUGGGUGGCAAUGCGAGACACACUCAAAAGUUUAAAUGUGACUGUAUUGCCAGUAGUAAGUCCAGGUACUACUGACAUGGCGGAAAUACGUGCUCUUGGGAUACCAGCUAUCGGGUUCACGACUAACAGGAAAACAGAAAUCAAAGCCCACGAUGUAGAUGAAUACCUACCUGUGGAGACUUUUCUGGAAGGAAUCGACCUGUAUGCCGCUCUGAUACAGAGAUUAGCAAAUCUACCCUAAAAUUUACCUCUAUUUUAAUAUGAACUUUGUUGAAUAAAUAUUUUACAAAUAUG